Messenger RNA from Hylaeus volcanicus, 3757 nucleotides. It is a transcript of the gene Su(var)3-9, whose product is annotated as histone-lysine N-methyltransferase SUV39H2. The transcript has 3 exons. The record is from RefSeq and is a predicted model, not a curated record. Bases 280 to 2034 code for a protein of 584 amino acids. Gene Ontology annotation, molecular function: histone H3K9 methyltransferase activity; zinc ion binding; protein binding. Lineage: Eukaryota; Metazoa; Arthropoda; Insecta; Hymenoptera; Colletidae. Gene Ontology annotation, cellular component: nucleus.
ACGGUCGCCAUUUUGUAGAAUAAAUGUUUUCUCAGAUCGCGGGUAUCCAAGAUCGUUUCGUAACUGAAAAAAUACUACAUGAAAAAAAGUCAUUGCAUAUGAAUUUGAGAAAUUAAAAUCUAUUGAUUAAAGCAUACCUUAAUAUUUUGUUUAAAAAUCGCGAAAGUUUUAAAGAAGACUGAAAAAAGAAGUGUUUUUUCGAUAAAGAGCUAUGCAUACGCUCGUGCAGUGGAGGAUACCAAAGGGAACCAAGAAGACACUCUUGGCUACGUGAGAAAAAUGUCUUCUACACAUGACAAAAGACCAGCUUCUCCAGGAAACAUUCAGCCAUCCGCCAAACAACCGAAGCGCGAACAGAUAUUAAUAUCUUCCUCUGGAGAUAUUAAUAAGGAUGGUACUGUUAAUUCGUCGGCAAGAAAUUUAAGUAACAUCUUUUUCAACCGAGAAGUUGAACAAGUCACAAAUGCGAGUGGAAGAAGAAGAGACUCGCGUCUUUCUGAGAAUAGAGAACCUGGCACAGAAAAUAAAAGACUGAAUAUAUUAAAUAUUAAUAAUAGUACUAGUACCGAUGAUAAAGACGAUAGCGAUAUAGAAAAAUUACAGUUAAAGAACGAUUUAAAACAUAUUCAGUUAAAAGAAUUGAGGAUUAUAUUGAAGGAUAUGAAAUACGAUACCAAAAAUAGAACGAAUACAUCGUCGUCAGGAAACGAUUUAUGGGAAGUAGAGAAGAUUCUUGGAAAAAAAGAGAAAGAUGGGAUGAUAAAUUAUUUAAUUAAGUGGAAAAAUUGGGGCCCGGAGUACAAUAGCUGGGAACCAAUGUCGAAUUUGGUACAUUGCACGGAUAUAUUAGAAGAUUUUGAGAGAGAGAGAUUGAAAUUGCUCAAUAGUUUCAAGAAAAGGGCGAACUUUUAUCCGAACAAUCAAGACAUCGAGGAAUUCUUAAGGGAACUUAGAUACAAGGGGAAAAUGAUAACGUCGAUCUCGACAGAGCACAAUCAAUUAUUUACCUCUAUGAGAAAUUUCUUGAAACAAAAAUUUGUUAAAAAUAAUAAAUUGCGACUUAUACAAGACGGUAUCCUUUGUAUGUUGAUCUGUGAUUUGAGAAGAAAACAGUUGGACACGUUGAAUGCCUGGGAAAACGAAAUGAACAGUAUCACUAAAGGUAAACCGUUAAUACGGGUUGAAAACGAAGUAGAUCUAGAAGAAGCACCUCAAGAUUUUUAUUACAUAGACGAAUAUUUGCCUGGCGCUGGAGUGAUAAUACCUGAUGAUCCACCUAUCGGUUGCGAAUGCAAGACUCUAUGCAACUCUAAAGCAAAAUGCUGCUUUACUCAGUACGGCGGAUUCUGUCCCUACACUACGACAUCGAAGAUAAGAGUUCCACCCGGGACACCAAUUUACGAAUGCAACAAACGAUGUACUUGCGACAUGAAUUGCGUGAAUCGAGUGGUCCAACGUGGCACCGAGAUGCAACUCUGUAUUUUUAGAACUACCAACGGUAGAGGUUGGGGUGUAAAAACUUUGCAAGCGAUCAAAAGGGGUUCCUUUGUAACGCAAUACGUUGGGGAAGUGAUUACGAACGAAGAAGCGGAUAAACGUGGCAAAGAAUACGAUGCUGCCGGUAGAACUUACCUCUUCGAUUUAGAUUAUAAUGAGACUGAAGAACAGUGUCCUUACACUGUCGACGCUGCGAUGUAUGGCAACGUCUCUCACUUCAUUAAUCAUUCCUGCGAUCCAAAUUUAGCGGUCUACGCUAUUUGGAUCAAUUGUCUUGAUCCUAAUCUCCCUAAACUCGCUUUAUUCGCGACCAGAGAUAUCAAAAGGAACGAAGAGAUCACUUUUGAUUACAUGUGCCAAUCUUCGAAAAAUAGCGACAAUUCUAUAAGACAAGAUGUAUCGAUAACGGAGGAUUUAAAUACCAUUAUCACAGAAAAAGAUUUCGAGAUACGACCAGACACGCCGGAAUCCGAUUUGUCGAAUAACAAGACUUUAUGUAAAUGCGGGGCUCAAAAUUGUAGACGAUAUUUAUUUUGAAUUUGAAUUUUCAAGAUCGUUACAUUAUAUUAGUAUUACAUAAAGUUAUGCAAAUACUGACUUAAGUUUUAGCUGUUUUAAUAAUCCUGUUUGAGAAUUACGUACGUUUCGCAGGAGUAAAACCAAUCUAUUUGGUACUAAAAUCAAAGUCUACAUUUAUAAUUUAUUGUUCACUCUAGUAAACAUUAUUUUUCUUUUACAUUAUGUUUAAAUUACGUCAGGUAAGUGGAUCGAAGUAUUUAAGAAAGUAUAUGAAUGCAGAUAAUGUUACAAUGAUUGUUGACAAGCACGUGCAUUUGUCCAAAGUAAUUGUAAAGGAAUUGUUAACACAUAAAUCGGAAAUGAUAUAUUUUAUGAUUUUGCAUACGUCACGUCGAUGUUUUUUCACGAACUUAAUGGCCCAACAUGUUCAUUCACUUCGAUACAAGGUGACUUGCGUUUCACUUAAGUAUAAACAAUUACUGUGACUCUCUAUACAUUAUAAUAAUGUUCAGAUAAAGGAGAUCGAUUGUUUGUAUAGAAAAACAGUUAUGAUUUUAGAAGAGAACAAUUAUUUUUGUUAAACGAAUUAAAUAUUAUCUGUUAGACUAACGUGACAACGAAUAGAGGUGCAAUUACAGUGGCUUACAUAAUUGAUUAAGUUUUUUAAUAAGUAUGCGCAUUUUGAUUUUGACAACAAAAGAAGAUAUUAGAAUAGAAACAGAACUCACUUUACAGUUUUCUUCGAGUAUCUUCUUUCAGUAUUUGCUCAAGUCGUCUUCCGUUCGUUCUUGCAGAAUUCACGAACAUAGUAAUGUUCGUUACUUAGUCGUUCUAUCUAUGUUUAAUUAUAUAACAUACGUUACCAUUUAUAUAGUCAUAAAUAAUUAUGUGGCCUCCGCCAAACUUGAGUGUCAAGUAAUCAUAAUGUAGUGUCUUGUUUACUUUUCAAAUUCUUGAAAAAAUACAUGUGCGUGUGACGCGUGUUGUGAUAUUUUCUGGAAUUUGUAAAACAUCCGUUCAAUUGUGUGAGUCGCUGUAUAUUGUACGACUUGUUUGUAUAUUUUUCAAUUUAACAAUAGAAACCGUGGAUAGUGAGUUUUCAAGAUUAUUUGUUUUUAUACGUGCAUCCUCUUUCACUGGUAUGCCCUUUUCUGCAGAGAAGUAGUUACAUUCUAUCUCCUUUGUAUUAAUGUUUCUGUGAAACUAUGAUACCGUGUCGUUACGUAAAAUUAGCAUUUAAUUUUUUAGUUCGUCUGAUUAUGAAAUAACAUUAUUAUAUUGAUACCAUGUAGUAGACAAUUUUUUAAUCAAACGAGACAAAGUGAUGCAAUUGAACUCGAUAUAGAAGGACGCUAUACGCGUCUUGCUUAAAACUUAACAAAAUGUUCGUGUAACAAUUUCAGUAAAUCUUUAAUGUUAUGCACGCACACACUCUGCAUACUGUAUUGUACGUUAAAAUUUUCUAACGAUCUUUAAACUAUAGAAAAAUCGAAAGUUAAGAAAAUUAAUCUUGAAGAUUUAUUAUUCUCCUAUAAAUCAAUCAAGUUAUACCGAAGUUAGGCAGUAGUUCUACAAUUUUGUACCUUUGUUUUGCUAAUAGAAAAUUGAGUUACUUAGAAGCAAAUAUUUUAAUUUACAUUUUUAAAUUAUUUAAAGUUAUACAUGUGUAUAAGAAUAUUUGGUGUUCUCUUUAUGUACUUGUAAUGCACAAAUGAAUAAAUGUUAAUUGUUACAUCGAUAA